Trifolium pratense (red clover) is the source of this 1724-nucleotide messenger RNA. RefSeq names its product tubulin alpha-1 chain. Gene Ontology annotation, molecular function: GTP binding; structural constituent of cytoskeleton. Gene Ontology annotation, biological process: microtubule cytoskeleton organization; mitotic cell cycle. Lineage: Eukaryota; Viridiplantae; Streptophyta; Magnoliopsida; Fabales; Fabaceae. The transcript is spliced from 4 exons. Bases 209 to 1561 code for a protein of 450 amino acids. The record is from RefSeq and is a predicted model, not a curated record. Gene Ontology annotation, cellular component: microtubule; cytoplasm.
UAACCCUAGUUAAUUCCUAACCGUACAUUUCAAAUUCAGUUCCUCUUUCUCUUUCGCUCUAUUAUUAUAUAUAUAUAAACCCUCUCAUUUCUCAUUCAUCUCUCACAAAAUUCAAAAGGGAAAAGCGUCUUAAUAAACGCCGCUCCUCUUCAAUUUUCUUCUUCCUUCCUUCAAUUUUCUUCUUCGUUCCUUCAAUUUUCCCGAGAAAAUGAGAGAGUGCAUUUCAAUCCACAUUGGUCAAGCCGGUAUCCAAGUCGGUAAUGCCUGCUGGGAACUUUACUGCCUCGAACACGGCAUUCAGCCUGAUGGCCAGAUGCCCGGUGACAAAACCGUCGGUGGAGGAGAUGAUGCCUUCAACACCUUUUUCAGUGAAACCGGUGCCGGAAAGCAUGUUCCACGCGCCAUCUUUGUAGAUCUUGAACCUACCGUCAUCGAUGAAGUCAGAACCGGUGCUUACCGUCAACUCUUCCACCCUGAACAACUCAUCAGCGGCAAAGAAGACGCCGCCAACAACUUCGCUCGUGGUCAUUAUACCAUUGGAAAGGAGAUUGUUGAUCUAUGCCUUGACAGAAUCAGGAAGCUAGCAGAUAACUGUACUGGUCUGCAAGGUUUCUUGGUGUUCAAUGCUGUCGGUGGAGGGACCGGAUCUGGUUUGGGUUCUCUUCUGUUGGAGCGUCUCUCUGUUGAUUAUGGAAAGAAGUCCAAGUUGGGUUUCACUGUCUAUCCAUCACCCCAGGUUUCAACCUCUGUGGUUGAACCCUACAACAGUGUCCUUUCAACUCAUUCCCUCCUUGAACACACUGAUGUUGCCGUUCUCCUCGACAAUGAAGCCAUCUAUGACAUUUGCCGCCGAUCCCUUGAUAUCGAGCGUCCCACUUACACCAACCUCAAUCGCCUUGUCUCUCAGGUGAUUUCAUCCCUCACUGCCUCUUUGAGGUUUGAUGGUGCCCUGAAUGUUGAUGUAACAGAGUUUCAGACUAACUUGGUUCCUUACCCUAGGAUCCAUUUCAUGCUUUCAUCAUAUGCACCUGUUAUCUCAGCUGAGAAAGCUUACCAUGAACAGCUUUCUGUUGCUGAGAUCACAAACAGUGCUUUUGAACCAUCUUCUAUGAUGGCUAAGUGUGAUCCUCGCCAUGGAAAAUAUAUGGCUUGCUGUUUGAUGUAUCGUGGUGAUGUUGUGCCUAAGGAUGUGAAUGCUGCUGUUGCAACCAUCAAGACUAAGAGAACCAUCCAGUUUGUUGAUUGGUGUCCAACUGGGUUCAAAUGUGGUAUCAAUUAUCAGCCUCCUACUGUUGUUCCUGGUGGUGAUCUUGCUAAGGUCCAGAGGGCUGUGUGCAUGAUUUCUAACUCUACCAGUGUUGCUGAGGUGUUUUCAAGGAUUGAUCAUAAGUUUGAUCUUAUGUAUGCUAAGCGUGCUUUUGUGCAUUGGUAUGUUGGUGAGGGUAUGGAAGAAGGUGAGUUCUCUGAGGCUCGUGAAGAUCUUGCUGCUCUUGAGAAGGAUUAUGAGGAGGUUGGUGCUGAGUCUGGUGAUGGAGAUGACGAUGGAGAUGAAGAUUAUUAGAUCUUGCUGGAUUUGAUCAAUCAUUUGUUUGUAAUGUGGUUUUUCAUUUUAUUUUCCCGGACAAAAUUAUGCUUUGUUUCUUGAAUGUUGUUUUGCAAACUUGUUAACAUUGUGCUGUGUUUAGCACAAAAAGUUUAAUCUACAAUCUAUACAUUCUAUUGCA